Mesorhabditis spiculigera is the source of this 1113-nucleotide messenger RNA. NCBI's taxonomy places the organism in Eukaryota, Metazoa, Nematoda, Chromadorea, Rhabditida, Rhabditidae. The record is from the annotation of a GenBank genome assembly.
AUGGAAUUCCUGGGCCAGCUUACCGGUGGUAUCGCCCAUGACUUCAACAACCUGCUCAUGGUGAUCCUUGGCAGCCUUGAACUGGCCAAGAAGCGCGUUCCACAAGACUCGAAAAUCUAUUCCCUGUUGAAUAACGCGAUCGCUGGUGCCGAACGGGGCGCGACGCUUACCCAGCGAAUGCUGGCCUUUGCCCGUCGCCAGGAACUGGAUCCGCAGCCUGUGGAUGUGGGUGGCCUGAUCAGAAACAUGUCUGAUCUGCUGUCCCGGAUUUUAGGGGCUGGCAUCAGCGUAGACACACAGUUCCCGCUGAUCUUGCGGCCAGUAUUGGUCGACAUGAGCCAACUGGAAAUGGCCUUGAUGAACCUGGUCAUCAACGCCCGGGACGCAAUGGAAGGUCGGGGACGGAUUCUGAUUUCGGCGAGGGAAGAUUCGUUUCCCGGCAGGCCGAAUGAAUCCGAAAGGUUGAUUUGCAUCUCUGUCGUCGACACCGGCCCCGGGAUGAAUGACGCGACCCUGCAAAGGGCCAUGGAGCCGUUUUUCACCACCAAAGGCGCGGGAAAAGGCACCGGGCUUGGCCUUUCGAUGGUGCACGGCCUGGCGGCACAAUCACAGGGCCACUUUGUGUUGAAAAGCACGGAGGGAGAGGGCACAACCGCAGAGCUUUGGUUACCGGUGGCGGUGAUGGAGACCACGCAGUCGCCAGCGCAGGCAUCAAUAGCAAACACGCCAGACGUCGCCCAUCAGCGAAGCCUCGACAUUCUGCUGGUAGACGAUGACCCACUGGUGCUCAUCAGCACCGGGGCGAUGCUUGAAGACCUGGGCCAUCAUGUCGUGUUGGCGGCAGACGGCCAGGCGGCGCUGUCUUUCCUGGCCCAAGGCAAGCGUUUUGACCUGGUGGUCACCGACAUGGCAAUGCCGGACAUGACCGGGAUUGAGCUCGCCGGCAAUAUCGAAUCGCUGUUUCCCACACUUCCUAUCAUCCUUUCGUCAGGAUUUUCCGAGAUUACCCUGGAUAUCAAAACCACAUUGACGCGACUUCCCAAACCAUUUGACCAAGCUGCAUUGGCGAAGGUAAUCGCCGAAACCACGCGCACCCGGAUUGAAAAGCCGUGU